Nymphaea colorata (pocket water lily) is the source of this 957-nucleotide messenger RNA. Its product is annotated as AP2/ERF and B3 domain-containing transcription repressor RAV2-like. Gene Ontology annotation, molecular function: DNA binding; DNA-binding transcription factor activity. Bases 1 to 957 code for a protein of 318 amino acids. The record is from RefSeq and is a predicted model, not a curated record. The transcript has a single exon. NCBI's taxonomy places the organism in Eukaryota, Viridiplantae, Streptophyta, Magnoliopsida, Nymphaeales, Nymphaeaceae. Gene Ontology annotation, biological process: regulation of DNA-templated transcription.
AUGAGGGGGCCGAAGAAACCCCGUAAGCUUGCCGUAUCGGAACCUGACUCGGCGGCGUUAUGUAGCGCAACAGGAAAGCUGCCAUCCUCUCGGUACAAAGGGGUCGUUCCGCAGCCCAAUGGCAGGUGGGGAGCGCAGAUAUACGAGAGGCACCAGAGGAUCUGGCUGGGAACCUUCCAGACCGAGACGGAGGCGGCAAGGACCUACGACAUAGCUGCACUCAAGUUCAGAGGCAAGGACGCGGCGGUCAACAUUCUAAGCGUAUCGGGGCAGAAUGAGACGGAGGCCUGGUUCCUCGACUCGCACUCCAAGGCGGUGAUCGUCGACAUGCUCCGGAAGAACACAUACGACGACGAGCUGUCCAUGGCGAAGGCGAGCCGCGUCGAUGGCCGGACGCCGUCCCGGGCGAGACGGGACGGGUUGGCGAUGAACGGGGAGAGGGAGGAGCUGUUCGAGAAGGUGCUGACUCCCAGCGACGUGGGCAAGCUGAACAGGCUGGUCGUGCCGAAGCAGCACGCCGAGAAGUAUUUUUCGGCGUCCGCCGGCCGGAGGCACGAGGCCAUGCUGCUGAACUUCGAGGAUGAAGGUGGCCGGGUUUGGAGGUUCAGGUACUCCUACUGGAACAGCAGCCAGAGCUACGUGCUGACGAAGGGAUGGUGCAGGUUCGUGAAGGAGAAGAACCUGAAGGCGGGGGACGUUGUGACCUUUGGUAAGUCAAAAGGUCCGGAGAGGAUCAAUUUCGUAGGGUGGAGGCACGGCGUGAUGCGAGCCAACGCGCAUCCUGCACAGCCACCGUGGGACUGCACCAUCCGGCCGCCUCAACGGCCGGCCAAGUUGGUCCGGCUCUUUGGCGUCGACCUGCCAAGAACAACCGAUGCUCCUGGAGGUGGCUGUGGUGAGAGCAUCGUGGGUUUAGAGAUGGUGAGAAGUAGCCGCUACCACGACCAAAGCUGUUAG